AUGGCGUGCACCAAGGUGUCACUGUUCCUCGUCCUCAACCUCCUGCUCUUCGCGGCGGCCAACGCCUGCCCUUACUGCCCGGGCAACAAUGGCCACGGCAGCAGCGGGCACCAUGGCGGCAGUGGGCAUGGCGGCGGGGGAAGCGGCGGCUACGGCGGAGGCAGCGGGCCGUGUGAGGGCAGUAGCGGCGGCAGCUGGGGAGGCAACGGCGGCGGGCCGGGUAGUGUCGGCGGAGGGUACGGCCCGAUCGGUGGCGGUGGCAGCGGCGGUGGGAUAGGCCCGAUUGGUGGAGGUGGCGGUGGGAUCGGACCCAUCGGAGGCGGUAGCGGUGGUGGCGGGUACGGCCCCAUUGGUGGAGGUGGCGGCGGCAGUGGCAACGACGGCACGAGCGGCUGGUACGGCCACUGCCCGACGAACGCGCUGAAGCUGGGCGUGUGCGCCAACGUGCUGGACCUGAUCAAGGCGAAGGCCGGAGUGCCGGUGAACGAGGAGUGCUGCCCGCUGCUGAACGGGCUCGUGGAGCUGGACGCCGCCGUGUGCCUGUGCACGGCCAUCAAGGCCAACGUGCUGGGGCUCAACCUCAACAUCCCCGUCAACCUCAGCCUCGUCCUCAACUUCUGCGGCAAGGGCGUCCCCACGGGCUUCAAGUGCGCGUAA
Molecule: messenger RNA, 657 nt
Organism: Miscanthus lutarioriparius
Lineage: Eukaryota; Viridiplantae; Streptophyta; Magnoliopsida; Poales; Poaceae
Source: the annotation of a GenBank genome assembly